AUGAAUAAAGGCUGGCUAGAGCUGGAGAGCGAUCCAGGGCUCUUCACGCUGCUGGUGGAGGAUUUCGGUGUAAAGGGGGUUCAGGUGGAGGAGAUUUAUGACCUGCAGAGCAAGUGUCCGGGGCCGGUCUAUGGCUUUAUCUUCCUCUUCAAAUGGAUCGAGGAGCGCCGUUCCCGCAGGAAAGUCUCCACCCUGCUGGACGACACGUCAGUCAUGGAGGAGGAUGUCGUCAACAACAUGUUCUUUGCUCACCAGCUGAUCCCCAAUUCCUGCGCCACGCACGCCCUCCUGAGCGUAUUACUGAACUGUAGCGGCGUCCACCUGGGGCCGACUCUGAGCCGCAUCAAGGACUUCACCAAAGGCUUCAGCCCGGAGAGUAAAGGUUAUGCCAUUGGAAACGCUCCUGAGCUGGCCAAAGCUCACAACAGUCAUGCAAGGCCGGAGCCGCGUCACCUACCUGAGAAGCAGAAUGGGAUCAGCGCUGUUCGCACCAUGGAGGCAUUUCAUUUCGUCAGUUAUGUUCCCAUUAAAGGGAGGCUGUUUGAGCUGGACGGCCUGAAGGUCUACCCCAUCGACCACGGCCCCUGGGCGGAGGAAGAGGAGUGGACGGACAAAGCGCGGCGGGUGAUAAUGGAGCGGAUCGGCCUGGCCACAGCGGGGGAACCGUAUCAUGACAUUCGAUUUAACCUGAUGGCCGUGGUUCCGGACCGGAGGCUGAAAUACGAGAGUCGGCUAAACGUCCUGAAGAUGAACAGGCAGACCGUGCUGGAGGCUUUGCAGCAGUUGAUCCGGGUGACGCAGCCAGAACUGAUUCAGCCCCAGAAGCAGACUGACAAUCAGAAUAAUGAGGACACGAAGCCUAAUACAAAGUCUGCCUCUAACCAGGAGACGUCUCGUCAGAAUUCUCAGAGUAACGCCUCAGAUGUGAGCAGAGAUGCAGCCGGAUCCACUCAGAGAGGACCUGUCCCUAAUACCUACAGCAAGCUGAAUGCCGUUCCUCAUAAUGGGAAUACAACCACCACCCAACCGCCCCGGCUGCCAGCUUUCUUGGACAACCACAACUACGCCAAGUCACCGAUGCAGGAGGAAGAAGAUUUGGCUGCGGGUGUCGGCCGAUCUCGGGGACUCCCACUCUCCCUCUCCGGACUCCGAUGAAGAUGAAGAAGAGGAGGCAGAGACCUCCGCAAGACCGACAGCUCUUCCUCGGUUCAAGAGGAGAAGUUCGGAGUCUCUACCCCCCACCUCCCGGGGCCGGAGCUGCCUGCCAACAUUCUGGUAGAAAAGUUAAAGGAAACUCAGCGAGAAUUGUGCUCCCCGCUCUCUAUAAAGACAGGAGCCCCCACGGCCCCCCAUUCCCAGCCGUCUCCUACCCCCAGCAACGAGAGCACAGACACCGCCUCAGAGAUAGGGAGCGCCUUCAAACUCCCCGCUGCGGUCUCCUCUGAGGUCCGCCAACACCACCAGACCCUCCAGCCCCCUGUCACCUCGCACCUCUCCAAGGUGCUGUUCGGGGAGGAGGAGCCUCUCUCGCGGUUGGAUAGCGUACGGUAUAAACCGAGCGGUGCGGGAACUCGGGCCCCUGGUUGGCACUGGAAUCCUGCACCUCACCCGGGACGGGCAGCUCUACACACUGAGCCGGAAUGAUUCUGGAAAAGUUUCCCCAAAAAUCAAAAUGGAGGAUGGCAGCGAGAAUCCCGACACCCCGAAGGGAGAGAGAUUCUCACCUAAGGAGCUCCUGGCUUUGUUGAAAUGCGUAGAAGCCGAAAUAGCCACAUCGGAGGCCUCGCUGAGGGAGGAGCUGGAGAAACGCAAAAAAUUCAAGAUCGAUGAUCAGAGAAGGACCCACAACUACGAUGAGUUCAUCUGCGCCUUCAUCUCCAUGCUGGCCCAGGAAGGCAUGCUGGCGAGUCUGGUGGAGCAGAACAUUUCGGUCAGGAGGCGGCAGGGGGUCAGCAUCGGCCGGCUGCACAAACAGAGGAAGCCUGACCGCCGCAAACGCUCACGCCCAUACAAAGCCAAACGCCAGUAG
Messenger RNA from Staurois parvus, 2029 nucleotides. Lineage: Eukaryota; Metazoa; Chordata; Amphibia; Anura; Ranidae. The record is from the annotation of a GenBank genome assembly.